Symbiodinium necroappetens is the source of this 321-nucleotide messenger RNA. The record is from the annotation of a GenBank genome assembly. Lineage: Eukaryota; Dinophyceae; Suessiales; Symbiodiniaceae.
AUGGUGGCCCAUCCGAAGGAGGUCGUGGUGAUCUGGGCUUCAAGACAUGGAAAUACGGCACUGACUGGCACCGAUCAGUAUCCGGGCACCACGCCGUCUGAGAGACAGGCCUUCUUCGAACAGGUGGAGGACGUUUUCGGAGAGCUUCUCAUGGAGAAUGUGAGUCUGAAUGAGACCAGCGUAGCAGAGCUUCAGCGCCGCAAUCAGCGACUGCUUUGGUUCGCUUCAGACUACGCCGAGUCGACGAAGAGCUCUGCGCGGGCGUGGGAUGCCCGGUCCAUCGACAACCAGCUGAAAGGUGGAGGUCACGGACGAGAGUUC